AUGCUAUCGGAAAAUGCCAUUUCGGCAGUGGAGUUUUCAGGACCCGGACAUCAUACCACCAUCAGUGAACCAUCGAAACCGCCAUCACCUGCCAUGGCCGCUACGGCGGCGAUAAGCGAACGCAUUCACAGGCCACUCUCACCGCGAAAGUUCUUCGAAAGGCUUUAUGGCCACCUGGAUAAUCGUGAAAAUCGUGCUACAGAUCCUCAUGGUGCUGAUGCGACAGACCGCAGCCCCUCAACACAUCAGGAAGAGAGCCCAUUGGCAGUGACCAAAUUCCUUUCGCGCGAAUCCAACAGAUCCCUUUCGGUCGAUAGUUCAACGGCCGCCUCGAGUCCGGCAUCAUCCGGCUGCUCCUCGGCCGUAGACAUCGAAGAAGAUUCCUCGCGUGAUGCACCAAGUGUUUCCCCGAGCUACUGCGAACGUGAGCAAGUGACGGUGCAAGCAUCACAUGGUGCCCGAUUCAGUUCUCAGUGUAAUGUGACUUCCACGACCGGACCACCACAUAGCGGAUACGGUGGGUUUAUAGUGAACAGAACACCGACCUCCAAUGCCAUUGGAACAGCUCCAGCGACACCAAAUGUGUCCACUGGUGGUGGCACACUGUCAGCCUCACAUGGAGUGCCACCCCCAGUGUCUUCAUUUUUUGCUGCGACCGGAUCUUACGGAGGCCCUCCGUUUCGUCCGUUCUUUGGCAUCAGUCACGACGGGUCUCAACUGCCGGCGGGAUUGUCUGCAUUCCUGGCAAGACGGCGGAAAAAGGAAGGCAGACCAAGGCGCCAGCGUACUACCUUUAGUAGUGAGCAAACCUUACGACUUGAGGUCGAAUUCCACCGGAAUGAGUACAUCUCACGUGGCCGGCGCUUCGAGCUGGCUGAAGUACUGAAGCUUUCUGAGACACAAAUCAAAAUAUGGUUCCAAAAUCGCCGCGCUAAGGAUAAACGCAUCGAGAAGGCACACAUCGAUCAACAGUAUAGAACAUUUGCCGCCGUCAAUGGACUACUAACACCAUUCAGUGCACAAUAUCCAGCAGCAACGAUGAUAGCCACAACCAAGCAUGAUCUGCUCUCCUGUAGAAACGCUACAUUCUACAACGGAGGAUGGUGGCACUUUGCCUAG
Anopheles darlingi is the source of this 1119-nucleotide messenger RNA. RefSeq names its product homeobox protein rough-like. Gene Ontology annotation, molecular function: DNA-binding transcription factor activity, RNA polymerase II-specific; RNA polymerase II cis-regulatory region sequence-specific DNA binding. Gene Ontology annotation, cellular component: nucleus. NCBI's taxonomy places the organism in Eukaryota, Metazoa, Arthropoda, Insecta, Diptera, Culicidae. The record is from RefSeq and is a predicted model, not a curated record. Gene Ontology annotation, biological process: regulation of transcription by RNA polymerase II. The transcript has 4 exons. Bases 1 to 1119 code for a protein of 372 amino acids.